This is a messenger RNA of Lepisosteus oculatus (spotted gar), 3439 nucleotides long. Its product is annotated as neuropeptide Y receptor type 2. Gene Ontology annotation, cellular component: plasma membrane; neuron projection. Gene Ontology annotation, molecular function: neuropeptide binding; neuropeptide Y receptor activity. Lineage: Eukaryota; Metazoa; Chordata; Actinopteri; Semionotiformes; Lepisosteidae. The record is from RefSeq and is a predicted model, not a curated record. Gene Ontology annotation, biological process: G protein-coupled receptor signaling pathway.
CUUGCUGUUUCACCUCGCAGUCUGUUUGUGGUAGGAUGCGAAGUGGGACUUGUGCCACUCGCCGGCUUAAAUCGUAUGCAGAUGGUGGGAAUCCUGACUCAGAUUAAGUUUUUAUUCGGUUGAUGACUAUUCUAGUUUAUAUUGUUUUUUUCUCUCUUUUUGAAACUAACAGCAUUAUGCGAUUUUUUUUUCUGUAUGUGGAAUUAUAUACAGUACUGUAACUGUACUGGAAGGCAUCGCGGAGCAUACAGUAUUUGAACUUUUGACUUGCAUCCUUUUCCUGAAGUUUUCACUGUCUAAAAUAUUUAGAAUUUUAAAUGUAUACAUAUGAUUUAAACAUCAAAUAGCCCAGGCGACUGAAUAGUACGUUUGAUGUCUAUAUAUUUUUAAAUGUUUAGUUCUUUAAAGUCCUUUUGAGUAUGUGUCGACUAUAGUUUAUUUUGAGGAUGAAAUAUACAAAUACGUUAUUACAAAAUCGUCGUUUCAUUAAGAACUAAGCAAGGCAUCAUCAAAGCAUGUUUAGUAAUUCUGUCCUGAAUAAUCUAGAAUUAAGCGUUUCUGAAAACAAGCAUUGACGAAAUCUGGUUGAUGGACAAGCAGAGUUAUCUUAAUCCUGUCAGUUGAAGAAAACAAGAGAACAUUUUGGAAGCUUUUUCACAUGGAAAGAUGUUCCGCGUAUUUUGUCAGCGCAUUCUGGUAGUGCAGCACAAUAAACGAACAUGAAUUGCUGUGUAUGUGGAAGUGGAACCAAUGGAUUCUGAAAAUCAAAUGAACGUGACACAGGAGAAGCUGUAUGAGUCAGGAGUAGACUCUACAAAAUGUUGCACAACUUCCACAACUUCAUUUAAUGAACAGGUUCCCUUGGACCUGGAAGACAGUACAAAACUCAUUGGAGUGCAAGUAAUACUUAUUUUGGCCUACAGUACCAUCAUACUGCUUGGGGUUAUUGGAAACUCCCUUGUAAUUUAUGUUGUAUAUAAAUUCAAAACAAUGCGAACUGUGACUAAUUUUUUUAUUUCCAAUCUUGCUGUGGCAGAUUUAUUGGUGAAUACUCUGUGUCUGCCUUUUACAUUGAUCUACACCCUCCUGGGAGAGUGGAAAUUUGGACAGAUUUUGUGUUUCCUUCUUCCAUAUGCCCAAGGUUUAGCAGUGCAUGUCUCCACAGUAACCCUGAACGUUAUUGCCCUAGACAGACACAGAUGCAUAGUCUAUCACCUGGAGACCAGAAUGUCCAAAGAAAUGGCCUUUGUGGUCAUCGGUGUUACCUGGAUCAUCAGUGCUAUUUUAGCAAGCCCACUGGCUAUUUUCAGAGAAUACGGAACUUUCCAUUUUUCUCCUGAUGAAUCUAUUCAGGUAUGUACAGAAAAAUGGCCGGGAAGUCACAGGGACGGCACUGUCUACAGUAUCUCAAUGCUGUUGCUCCAGUAUGUUUUGCCACUUUCCAUCAUUUUAUUUGCAUACAUAAGGAUCUGGAGUAAACUGAAAAAUCACGUGAGUCCAGGAGGGGGGAAUGAUCGUCACCACAGAAGAAGGAAAACAACGAAAAUGUUGGUUGCGGUGGUGGUUGUGUUUGCAGUGAGCUGGCUACCAUUUCAUGCAUUUCAGCUUGCUAUUGACAUUGAUAACAGUGUCUUAGACAUGAAGGAUUUCAAGUUAUUGUACACUUUGUUUCAUAUCAUUGCUAUGUGUUCUACUUUUGCCAACCCAAUCCUUUACGGCUGGAUGAAUAUGAACUAUAGAAAUGCCUUCAUCACUACAUUCACAUGUGAGCAAAGACUUGAUUCUGUCCAUCCUGAAGCUCAUGUGAGGUUCCGAACAAAAAAGGCUUUAGAUGCAGAAGAUACUGCCGACAACCUGAAUUCAACUACUCUACAUCCAACUAAUGUCUGAAAUUUGUUUAUUGUUUGUGUCUUUGCUUGGGAAUGUACUGUUUAAAGUAUUAUUGUCUGCCAAAAGCCUGCAUAUCCCCAUGGAUAAUAUGUUGUUUGAUCAUCUCAAAAGAAAUCAUUGGCUUGUUUAAAUAUGCUUACUGAAAUCUUAAAUAAUGUUUAGCGCUCAUUUAUGACAUUAAAAAGCAGAAUUGAAAUAAUAAAAAUGUUUAUUAAAUUAAAAUUGUUUUAAGAUUGUGUGGUUUUGUUUAGAUGUAAAAUGUAACAGAAUGAUUCGUGCCAUAUCUUAAUGUUAGAAAAAUAGAGAACUGUAUUUUUAUAGAACAGUAAUGGUAUGUCUCUCUGAGUCUUGGGAAGUGAAUAUAUUGUGCAGAAAAUAUUACAACAAGGACUACCUUCUUUUGUGUGCCUAGGACAUGAAUGAUUGUUGAUCUUCAUCAAAUUUCAGUCUUCUAUACUUCACCAACUAUUUGGAGCUGAAGGAUUGUAUUCCAUUCUAUAAAGGCUUACUGAUUGAUUUAUUUAGAAACCUGAUAGCCAGAAUAGGAAAGACAGUUCUCUUUCAGGGCAUAGAUACAUUAUGUAGCAAUGACACAUUCCCUGCAAAUUAGUAGUCAUGACAGGAAAACUGGAGAAUAUUCCAUGUCAUGUACUAUAUAAAUCCCAAGGGCUCAAUUUAAUAAAUACCUUGUGCGUUUGCAUGUUUUUAUUGCUCUCUUUAGAAACUGUGGGAUACAUUUUUCUUUCAAGACUGUGAUAAAGGUUCUCUCUGUCAAAUGUUUGUCAAAGCAAAUGGAUAAACAAGUGAAGCUUGGCAAAAUGCAAAAUGUUAUCCUGCAGUAUUUCCCUCCCAAAAUUCUAGGGUUGUGAGAUUGUUUUUCAGUUUGUAGCUUGAGAAAAGUAAUUUGUAGAAUUUAAAAUAAAUGGGGAAUUUACUGUUAGCCUUUAAGUGCUCUAAAGCUCUACGCUUGUGAAAUUUCCAGUACAUCAAUUUCUUUAAAACCAUGUUAUAAAAUAUAUUUUCUCUUUAAAGAGUUGAUCAGUUUCUCUCUGUAUGCAAGUAUAUACAGUAGCCGUAGAGACUGGACAGUAAGUAUGUAGAUGUCUGUAUACCUUCAUACCUUUUGUAAACUAAUCUAAUGUUGGAUGCAGUACUUCUUAAGCUAUUGAACACAAUAGGUAUUGUGGAGGAUUUGCAUUUAUAGUGCAAACAUUUCCUAAAUGGUAAUAAUCACAGCAUGUAAUAAAGCAUUGUGUACUGAAAUCGUACUAUCAUGAUUAUUCAGAAUGUGUUUUCUAAAAAGGGAUACAUAAUAGUAUACUGAUAUUUGUAUUUUUCUACAUAAUACUCAUUAUAAAUAGUUUUCUAUUAUUCAUAAUGUGCUAUCUUUUACUGGAAUUGAAAUCUCUGGAUACACUAAAACAUAAUUGAAUGACUUUGAAAAGUAAAAAAUCCAUUAAACUAGAGAAGUUGUCACUUAUUGUGUAGCUCUGCAAGCUUUAGAAUAACAAUUAUCAUUUACUGUCUUUGUCUUUCUUGAAUUUGUGAA